AACAACAACAACAACAAAAAGCACCCCCUCUCAAUAUCAUACAAUGACAGAAAAUCAAUUAUUUUCCAUGUCGACAGAAUUAUUCGACUCAUCUUCCAACAGCAGCAAUCCAUUGAAAUACGAUCUGUAUUCAUUGGGUACGACGGCGUUAUUUGCCACAUUUGCGAAUAAUAAUAACAGUAACAACAACAACAGCAACAAUACUAACGGCAACAACAGCAACUCUAAUACAAAUCUGAAUAAUUCUGGUUUUGGCCAAACAUCAACAUCGGGUACUCUGCCAUUUUUCUCCACCAUUUCGGUUAACGGAGGUGGUAGCGGAGGAAGUGGUGGCAGUUUUUCCAACAGUGGCAGUAGUAGUAAUGUUAUAACAAUACCUCGAAGUAAUAAUCCAAAUCAAUUACAUAAUCCCUAUCAGGACGAUAUUCUACAUCAUCCAUCGUCAAGUCCGUUCUUAAGUCACUUAUUGCAACAUCAUCAGCCUCAGCAGCAGCAACAACAACAGCAGCAGCAUAAUCUUAAUCAAAACAUGAUGUCCUCACAGAAUCAACAGCAGCAGCAACAACAACACACAAAUGGUCAAAAUAACCACCAACAACAACAACCAGUUGGUGGUGGCCUUUUAAGUGUUUCAAUGGCUGACUACUCCGACUAUGGCCUCGACGCCUUGGAGGCUGCUUCUUUGUCACCAACCCUCUUGCAGGAUGUUAAUCUAAGUGCCGCAACACAGAGUCUAGCAACGGGACAAAAUUCCUCGGCCAUAAACGUGAUAUCACCCUUCUACAGUCAUGAUGCCUCCUCACCGCUAAGUCAUAACGGCAGUCUAGGUAAUGCCUCCUCAAUUUUGAGUAGUAGUGUCGGAGGGGGUGGUGUCGGCUCUGGUGCAUCAGGUGGUGGCGGUAUAAAUAUCUCUUCUCCACCCAGUUCGGAUAUCAAUGGUGUGGUUACCCUAUUGGGUUCCUCCACACCGGCCGACGAUAUCACCUCGUCGUUUAUGUACGAUGUGACGAAUGUAGGCAAUUCAGGUGGCAGUGCCAUGUGGAGUGAUAUCGGCAGUGCCAUUGUUACCACCAAAAAUGAACCACCCUUUCCCCUGGAAGAUGAUUAUAUUUUCCCCAUCGACAAAAAUGAUAUCAACUCUGCUGGUUUCGGAGCUUUAGAAGAUGAUCAUUUCUUGGAAGAUAUAUCGAAUUUGGAAGAAUUCCUCCCAGGAACAGGGCAUGAUGGUACAAAUGGUUUUUUGCUAUCGCCUACAUUGCAUUCGUCGGGACAAACAAAUGCCACAACACCAUCACCGGGUAUGGGACCACCAAUGGAAUUAAUGCAACAGCAGAGUCAUCAUCAGCAGCAGCAACAACAACAGCAACAGUCCAAUCAACAACAACAACAGCAGCAACAACAUUUACAACAAUUCACCCAAUUACAUACGAUGCAGGCAUCGUCAUCACUGGAUAGUGGCAAUGGUAGCUCUUCCACUUCUGGUUCCAAUUCGAUGCUGCAGCAACAACAGCAACAACAACAAAAUCAUCAAAGUUCCUCCUCUAGUCCAUAUGAAAUUUAUCACAGUACACCAAAUAAACAUCAGCUAAAUAAUACGAAUACCUUUUCGCCGGGAAGUCAGUCCUCCCAUUCACCGCUACAAUUGAAUUCCAUAACACCACCACCACCGCAUGCCAAUCGUUCACAGUAUCAGCAGGUUAAGUCACGGAAAAUGCAUGAAAUUAUGAAAAAAGAUUAUUCGCUAUCGCCGGAUCGUAACAACGGUUCCAUUGCCAUGCUUGGACAUUCUGUGCCGGCCAAUGGUCAAGGCCUGUUGAUGUCGCAUACAGCAGUUAGCCCGGCCGGUAGCAGUGGUUAUGGCAGUGCAACAAAUGGUGGCGGUAGUAACUCCAGUGCUGCUGCCGUGAUAAGUAUGAACAGUGCUCGGAAACAAUUCUAUCAGUCGGUGGCUGCCAAUGACAUUAGCGGUAAUACGAUAUCACGGUUAUCAUCAUCGGCACCCACCCAUUUGGGUCUCGAUCACAUAUGGACACGACGUGAACCUAGACAGCAUUUACUUUCCACGGGUUCAUUGGCCGAAGCGGAAUCUUUCUCAUCACUGAGUACAGCUAGUGUUCUAUCACCCGAUGGCCUUGAUUAUUCCCAGGAAGAUGAUGAUGAUGACAACUCUUCGGAAUUCAACAGUGACAACUACGAUGAUCUGUCAAGUGAUAAUGGUUCGGAUAAUGAAGAUGACAACACCACAAUACGGGCCAGAUCCAAUUCGAAUAGCAGCCAACAAUUGUCUACCUCAAAGGGCAAGGAGCGGUACUUUUGGCAAUACAAUGUCCAGGCCAAGGGUCCGAAAGGUAAACGUUUGGUAUUCCAGUCGAAACUAGAGGAUCCUCAUGUUUUGAAUGAAGUCACCGAUCCGGUGUUUAGUCCGAAUUGUUCGGUGCGUGGUAUAAAGGUAUAUAAGCAUAGUGGCAAGGCCCGUAAAGGUGAUGGCAAUGACUUAACACCAAAUCCUCGUAAGCUGAAUAAUAUUGGCAAGGAAUUGGAUCGUUUAAGUCGCACCAUCAACGAUAUGACCCCUGUCUCUGAACUGCCAUUUAAUGUUAGACCCAAAUCGCGUAAGGAGAAAAAUAAGUUGGCCUCGCGCGCUUGCCGUCUUAAGAAAAAGGCUCAACAUGAGGCUAACAAGAUUAAGCUGUACGGUUUGGAAAUUGAACACAAACGUCUAUUGAAUGCCAUUAGCGAUAUCAAACAAAAUCUAGCCUUGAAAUAUCGCCAGCGAAAUGUGGGCGAGAGCUGUGAAGAGACAGAUAAACAAAUUGAAAGAAUUUAUAAGCAUGCCAUUGGUGGCUUAGCGAUUGCUGGCGGUACCACAGACUUUGUCAAUAAAGUUUUGGUAAAUGUUAAAAAUGGUCAGCCGAAUGGUGGUUUAGAAGAACUUAAAAAUACAUAAGGCCAA
This is a messenger RNA of Musca vetustissima, 2953 nucleotides long. It is a transcript of the gene REPTOR, whose product is annotated as protein CREBRF homolog. Gene Ontology annotation, cellular component: nucleus. Lineage: Eukaryota; Metazoa; Arthropoda; Insecta; Diptera; Muscidae. Bases 44 to 2947 code for a protein of 967 amino acids. Gene Ontology annotation, biological process: response to unfolded protein; regulation of transcription by RNA polymerase II. Gene Ontology annotation, molecular function: RNA polymerase II transcription regulatory region sequence-specific DNA binding; DNA-binding transcription factor activity, RNA polymerase II-specific. The transcript is spliced from 5 exons. The record is from RefSeq and is a predicted model, not a curated record.